This is a messenger RNA of Podospora pseudopauciseta, 2386 nucleotides long. RefSeq lists its product as uncharacterized. The record is from RefSeq and is a predicted model, not a curated record. Gene Ontology annotation, biological process: metal ion transport; transmembrane transport. Gene Ontology annotation, molecular function: metal ion transmembrane transporter activity. Bases 1 to 2337 code for a protein of 778 amino acids. The transcript is spliced from 9 exons. Gene Ontology annotation, cellular component: membrane. Lineage: Eukaryota; Fungi; Ascomycota; Sordariomycetes; Sordariales; Podosporaceae.
AUGAACCCGAGAGCCAAGAAGUACCAAUUCACGAGAUUUAGUGUAGAUGUAUCCGAGGUUUCAGAAUCACCGGGAAAUCACUCUAGCCGCUUGCAGACAGUGAUAGAAGAGCCGUCCGGGUCUUCAGACAGCAUAGCCGGGUCAACCUCUCGGCCACCGUUGCAGCCCGCAAAGCGUUCGAGUCAGAAUCUGUCCAGCAUAACAUGGGCGAUGUUGCCACCCGUCAAUCUCGGGCACGCCGGUGGUGACAAAACGCUCGCGCUUUUUAUGCCAUACCUUGCCUACGAGAGCCACGAUGGUCGCAAAAAGAUGGCGGCCAUGAUCAAUCGCGUGAACGACAAUCGAACCAACGCGCCCCUGAGCCGCAGGGAGUCGGCAUUGAUCGAUGGGUACAUCCAUGCUCACGAUGUUCUACCACUACAUUGCCGGCGCACAUUGGAUCAGUACUCUUACUACAUGCUCGAAACCACGGAGCGGAGAGACAAAGACCAGGUCGUGUACCGAUGGGCCACCAAGCACGGGAAGCCCAAGAACACAGCUCCUAUUCUGAUGGUCGACCAGUUGUGGCUAUGGGUAUUGCCCGAUGGGACUGUAAUUACCUGCAUGCCAAACACCCAAAAGCCUUCCGAGCAGUACAACAUCAAGAAACUCCUAAGCCGGGAGAUAGAGACAAACAAGGCGCGACAAGCAAUCCAAUCGCCCGACAGCCUUGUCGAAAUGAUUCUCAAGAUAUGUCUGAACAUUAUGACAAGGCAAGGCCCUGGUGGUGUCAAGCUGCAGGAGGCCUUCCAAUCCUCCAUCAACACCAUUGCUGAAGAUGAAGCUGUCAAGAUGAAGAAGCUCCUCAAGACCGUCGACAAGCUCGCUAAUGCUAAAGAUCCCUUCAAAUACACAUCCGACAUUGACAGCUUCUCACGGAUAUCAGACGAAUCCCGGCAGCUUGUGGAAAUUAUUGAUAUCCAGGAUGAGCUUGGCAUCAUCAAGUCCAUUCUUACCACACAACUCAAGGUUCUGGAGGAAUUCCAGGGUCACCUUCGGCCUCGGAAACGGUCAGGUGGUACCAAGGAGCACUAUGACGAAGAUGGAGACCAACAUGAUGAAGUCCAUAAAAAGAGCCAUCACGGAACUGGGCUUAAGAACGCCAGAGUGGUCGAUGAAGCCAUUCGGAUCGUGGAAGACAACCUCAUCCGAGUUCAAGAGAUGGACGAGUCUGCCAAACGAGUCGAGGCUGAGUUGAAACAAUUGUUGCAAUUCAAGCAACAACAGGCAUCCGGUUGGGAUACACGAUAUGCAAUGAAGCUCUCAGAACAGGGCUCGCGGCAAAAUACUAUCAUGGUGGUGUUCACCAUCGUCACAGUCAUCUUUCUGCCGUUGUCCUUCAUUGCAAGCUUUUUUACCAUCGGCAUUGUAGAGUUCCCCAAGAACGAGGAAACCGGCGAAGUUGACUGGCCAGUCAACGAAGUGUCAAAAUAUCUGUUUCCCAUCUCCGUUGGUGUUUCUGCUGUCAUUCUCCUCGGCAUCGGCAUCGUGUUCUACCGCAUGGCGAGCAAAGCCAAGAGGCGCAUGGACAGCGCGCAACGGCCACCACCAAGCAAAUGGCAAGCUCUAAAGCAAUCCCAAACCAGAAAGUACAGCCACAAGCACAAGCACAAGCACAAGCAAGACGAUGACGACUCGUAUCUCUCGGACUGCACUUCGGACAUUUCCGACGGGUACAGCACUCGGCGGCGUCGCAACGACGACGAUUCGAGCGACGAGGAAUCAGACGACUUGAGCAUCGACGACGACAACGACUACGCCCCAAUCUUUCGCCGCUUUCGGUUCCAUACGCAUGUCCCUGGCUUGCGCAAGCUCUGGCUGUGGAAGUUGUAUCCGGUUUCGCAACCUCCGGCUCAUCAUCAUUUGAGCAAGGCUCAGGAAGACUUUGAGUGGGAUUAUCCUUUGAGGAGGUGGAGAGAUGUUACGAGGGAGAAGAUGGCGGUUUAUGUUGCGUCGUGGAAGGCUAAUCAGCUGCAAAAGAAGGGACAUGAAUCGGGACAUAAUCACCCGGAUGAGGAUGAGUGCUUUUCGGAGGAUGAGAGGCAUAGGAGCCAGACGGAGGAGUUGGAACAUCGGGAGAGAGUUGAUGAGAGGAAGGAUUGGUUGAGGGGGUGGUUGGGACUGUCGUGGGGGAGGAGGAAGGGGAGGGAGAGGGGGGAUGAGCCUGAGGAUGAUGGUGAUGAGGGUGGUGCAGCGCACAGCAUGAGGAGUGAGAAGGGUUUGGGGAGGUUAUUCAGGAGGAGGGGUAAUCGGGAGGAGAGGUGGGAUGAGGAGAUGGGCACGGCGAGACCGGCGUGAUUGUUGGAUACCUUACCACUUGAGGUACCCAGACCAUAUGCAAUCGCAA